AUGGACCCGAAGAAGGACUCGAUCCGUCUGUCGACGUACGACGAGCUGUUCAGCUCUCCGGCGCGCGGCGCGGCGGCGGCGCCCGCCCCCCCCGCGGGGGCCCCCGGGGGCCCCCCCGGGGCCCCCCCCGGGGGCCCCCGCGCUGCCUCUCCAGCGCCGCAGACGGCGCUGAAGAAGCUGCGGAGCCUGAAGCGGAAGUCGCUGCAGGCAGGCAAGGCCGCGGAACUGCUGGCGGCGCUGCAGAGGCAACGCGUCGUGAUCGACGAAAACGCCAUUCACUUCGUGGCGGAGGCGCGGGCGGGCCGGCGCGCAGACGCGCGGAACUCCGUGUUCAAGUUGGCGCAGAAGUACCAAGUGCUGCCGGACCGCGAGCGCAUGCAAAGAAUAAAGCAGCUGUACGGGAAAGUGCGCGAAAACGAGGACUCCGGGGACGAGGCGUGGGACUGCAGCGCGGCCAGGCUGCCCGGCAAGCUGGACCCGCAGGCCUUCCUCAAGCUGCUGCACCGGGACGACGCCAGGGAGCACUUGUUGACGGAAAUGGAGGAGAUCAACCAGGAGACUGCGGGCCUGGGCGCUGCGGUGGUGACGCCGGAGCAGAUUGCGGACGCCGCCGCGGUCCAGGAGCUCGGCCUCAUGCUGCAGCAGAAGGAGCAGCAGCUGCAGCGAGACCAGCAGCAGCAGCGAGACCAGCAGCAGCAGCGCGGGGAGGACGCGCAGCAGCAGGGGGACGGGGACAGCGACGACGGCGACGUCGAGUUCGACGACGACGACAUGAACACGCUGAAUUCGCUGCAAAGGGAAUUCGUCGGAAACAAUUUAUUCCACUGGUUCAAAGACAUUCAAAAGGCGUACGAGAGCGGCGUGAAGCUGGUCAAAGUGAACAGAAUGGGAUACAAGUUCAUUCGCAUCGUCACAAUCAAAGAAAUGCUUCUCACCAUUCACCAGCCGCACACCCACUCCCAAGCCAAAGUCGACCGCCAAGUCGCCGUGCAUUCAAUUGUUUCAGUUUCUUUGGGAAAAGACUCGAAGGAGUUUGCGGCUUUGGAGGAACUCGUCAAGGAAAAGAAAGAAGCAGCAGAAUUCAACCCGCAAGGCACUGUCUGCUGCGUGGUGAAGCUGCCUAAGAACAGGAGUCUUUCUCUUGUUUUUCUAGACGAAGACAACAGAAAUGGAUUUGUCUUCUUUCUCCGCGUGCUGAUAAAAAAGGCCAAGGCGGCGGUGCAGCAGCUGGAGACACAAAGCGCCUAA
Messenger RNA from Eimeria tenella, 1248 nucleotides. RefSeq lists its product as uncharacterized. The transcript is spliced from 5 exons. The record is from RefSeq and is a predicted model, not a curated record. Lineage: Eukaryota; Apicomplexa; Conoidasida; Eucoccidiorida; Eimeriidae. Bases 1 to 1248 code for a protein of 415 amino acids.